Humulus lupulus (European hop) is the source of this 1071-nucleotide messenger RNA. RefSeq names its product lysine-rich arabinogalactan protein 18. Lineage: Eukaryota; Viridiplantae; Streptophyta; Magnoliopsida; Rosales; Cannabaceae. The coding region runs from base 83 to 745 and encodes 220 amino acids. The transcript is spliced from 2 exons. Gene Ontology annotation, cellular component: plasma membrane. The record is from RefSeq and is a predicted model, not a curated record.
CUUUUCAUCACAUCGUCCUCUCAUUUUGAUCACUCUCUUCUUCAUCUUCUCUCUUUCUCAUCACACAACACUGAGUGAAGCCAUGGAUAGGAGAGGUGCAUUCGUUGUAGCAUUGAUCUGCAUUGUGGUCGCCGGCGUCGGAGGCCAAUCUCCGGCUGCGGCACCAUCCAAAACCCCAGCUGCUCCAGCUCCUACUACCACCACCACUCCUGCUCCAACUACUGCCCCAGCAGUCGCACCGACUAAGCCAAAGUCACCUGCUCCGGUCGCAUCACCUACAUCGACUCCACCAGCUUCUUCUCCGGUAACGGCACCACCAAAACCCGCGGCACCAGCCCCAGUUGCUAAGCCUCCAGCAUCUUCGCCACCGACAGUCGCUCCAGUGAGCGCUCCACCAGCUCCAGCUCCGGUUAGCUCCCCUCCAGCACCAGUUCCAGUCAGCUCUCCUCCAACUCCAGCGCCGACGGUUACACCGACUGCCUCUCCUCCAGCUCCAGUCGCCGCACCACCCGCCGAGGUUCCUGCACCUGCUCCUAGCAAGAAGAGUAAGAAGCACAAGUCUUCAUCUCCAGCCCCGGCUCCUGAGUUGCUUGGCCCACCUGCUCCUCCGUCCGAAGCUCCCGGCCCGAACUCAGAUGAAGCUUCAUCACCUGGUCCUUCUCUAGCUGAUGAGAGUGGAGCAGAGAAGAUAAGCUUGGUGGGAGGCCUUGCAUUGGGAUGGGCUUUUUUGGCUUUGAUCCUCUAGAGAUCAGAGAAAGACAGUGCUCAUUAUUGUCGUUUAUUAUUUUAAUCUUUUUUUUUCAUCCCCAUGUUCCUCACUUAUUUAUUAUUAUUCAUACUUGAUUUAAUUUACCAUUUUGAAUAAACAAAUGGUGGGUUUGAUUCGUUUUGGGAUUUGUCACACUGAUAUUAAUAUUGCUUGUAUUCUUUGUACAAGAGAGAGAGAGAGAGAGUGUGAGUGAGGAGGAGGAGGGGAAGAAGGAGACUUUUCUUUUUUUCUUAGUUUUGUACCAUUCACUUUUAUUGUUACUCUUUUAUUUUUUGGAUUAUCAUUAUUAUUAUUUUUUGGUA